Molecule: messenger RNA, 7106 nt
Organism: Ooceraea biroi (clonal raider ant)
Lineage: Eukaryota; Metazoa; Arthropoda; Insecta; Hymenoptera; Formicidae
Biological process (GO): response to oxidative stress
Molecular function (GO): peroxidase activity; heme binding
Source: RefSeq, a predicted model, not a curated record
GCUACCUUGAUUCAACCAACGAUCUACGCUCGUCUCCGUGCUUUUGUUUCUUUCUCUCUCCCUUCUCUCUUUUUCUUCAUCUUUUUCCCGUUUCUCUCAAUCUUGCUCUCUUUCGUUUCCGCGUCUUCGUUCGGCGCUUUGCGCUUCAUCCUCACGUGGAUUUCAUGCUGACGAGUAUGCACCGCCAGAUGCUGUGAAUACAACCACUGUGAGUGGGCCAGGGACGUGUCGCCGCGCAAAAUGCAUCUUCCAAGCUUGUGAGUCGAUAUCGAUAUCCGUUUCUCCAUUCUGGUACAAAGUUACAAGUAUUAUGAGCAAACAUUUAUUGACGAAUUGAAAUCUGGAAUGCGUCCGAAUCGUUUAUGAUCCUAAUUUGCAAAUUAUUUUUCAGCAAUGUUUGCUAUGUCGACGUAUUUGUAAAUUUGUACUAGACUUUAAAGUAAACUGAUAUUUUAACGUGCAUAUAUUAUAACUGUCUGUCUAAUGUUCAAUGCAAAUCUAAUUAAAAUGCAUCAAAUUUUCAAUCGUUGGAAUAGUAGAUAUAAAUCAAGUAUAAAUUUAAAAUAUUUCUAUUUUUCGAAAGUACUUAUAUAUGUCAACCUUAAAAUUCAGGAAGGUUGCUAGCGACUCAAUAAGGUCAAUAUAAUUUCUUUAUUCCAUCGUGCCUUUGCCGUUCUACAAUGCGUGGUACCGUUACACCUCUCGAUCUUAACGCCUCGCAAUCGACAGCUUCAUUUAGUGAACGUUUCGUUUCAUCCGGUUUUUUUCUUUUCUUCCUUUUUCUUAACAUUUGGCGUUUGUCGUUAGAAGCUAACGACCGUUAUUCUUGAUUUACUUCGCUCGAUCGUUUCACUAUUAUGCAUCGAUUAAGAAUCGACAUAAAUCCAUUGUUACACGCUACUAAUAAUAAUAAUAGGUAUCUUUCAUACUCAUAGCAACAGUGUAAUUGGUUCUUCAAUUCUUCACGAUACCAUGACAUUCAAAUUACAUGAUGACAAUAAUGCAAAUGCUGCAUCGUGAUGUAUCAAUGCCACGAAGCUGCAUUAUCGCAACGAACAAUAUUAUAAUGUGUUGACAAGAUUUCAAGUAAAAUUGUAAAUGGAAUCCCGAUAUGAAGAAACAGGAGAAAGAGGGAGCACAUAUUGCGAUGAACUGAAACUGCGUGUAUUGUAUCGCGAGCGCAAGAGAACGAAAUACCCGUGUUUUAUAAUAUUUGUUAAUCAUGCAACUAGCUUGCGAUAAAUAAAAGUGUCACAAGUAGCAAACCGUGCAAUAAAUAUUAGGUAUGUGAUGUUAUUUUUCGUACGUACAGUAUCGAAGUUGGCGAACGUGUCAAAAAGAGGUGUCACGAAUCAAAUUAAUAUUGAAAUAUGUCAGAUCUCUUGAACAUUGAAGUUUUAUAUUUUUUCUUAUUAAAUAUUCACCAGAUUAUCAUUAUGCAAGAUUUCUCAAUCUUGUUCAUUAUUCGCAAUCAAGAUUUUCUGGAUUAUUAAAUUAGACAUUAAUGAAAACUCAAGUUUUAUGUUUAAUGGUUUUUCUGUCAUAUCAUGUUAUAAUAAACAAUCUCUCUUUUUCUUUAUUAGCAUCAUUCUCUCUUCCCUAUCCUGCACAUUGCCAUUAAAAUCGACGGAAAAGAAUGCAAGGGAAUUCUACGCUAAAAGCCAAACGUUAAAUCCUAAUGUUAAAACCAACGAAAACGAACAAUCGCUUUUCGCAUCAACGGGCACUCUGGGCACAAGGACAAAUAUUUCAUCGGACUAUAAUUCUUUAAACACAGCUAUUGAAGGAAGUAAUACAAAUAUUACAUACACGUAUCCUAUCGACACGCAAAAGUUACUAAAGAAUGAGAUAGGAGAGGUAGCGACGAAUAUGUUACAGCCAAGAAAUUCCGACCGAAAUACGUACAUUUUUGUAAAAGAGUCAGGAAAUGGAAUCCGACGUGAAUUUUGGAACGCUUCGCGUAUUUCUAGAAACUUUGCAGCAGCAAAACUAACGGAUCAAAUAAAAGAAAACGAGGAAAAUAAAGAAAAGGAAGAUAAACCUAAUCGAGAAGAGGAAUCUUUGGCUAAACCCCUAAAUGAUUCAGGCGUCGAAAGAAACAUUUCAAAAUCGUUAAACAGCGUAAGAAAUAACACACUGCAAAAAAUAGGAUUUUUUCAAGAACAAGACAAUGAUACCAUCGGUAAUUCUUCGGCGUCAGAAGAACGCUUUGUCAAAAGUGAUGACGUGAUUUCCAGCCGAAUGAGUAACGUGAUCGCGGAAACGCGUGCCAUCGAUACGGAAGCUAAAAACCAAAUUUUGCAAAAUCGCACUGAUCACCAAAACUGGGAAUUGCAGGAAGACGAUUUCAUGAAAGCUGCGAAUUUCGGAUUGCAAGCUAUGCACGAUCUUUAUUACAUUCAGGAACCUAAAUUAUAUUCAAUGGGUCUUUAUCUUGAGAGCGACAAUCCAGCGAGAUACGUAGCAGCAUUCAACGAUCAAUCGGAAGAGGCGAGAUAUCUCGCGAGAUUCGGAUACGCAGCCCUUCAAGGCACCGCUAUGUUCUUAAAAAAGUUUCCCAACACACCGCUGGAGUUGCCUUUGUCCCGAAAUAUUGAAAGAACCUCUCUAAGACAACAGUGUCCACAAAGAAAUCCGCCUCAAUGUCCACCGGCUAGCUUAAGAUACAGAACGUCUGAUGGUAGUUGUAAUAAUCUACAGAAUCUCUGGUGGGGUUCCGCGAUGUCCACAAUGCAGAGAUUUCUACCGCCGGAGUAUCAUGAUGGCGUUCAGAGCAUCAGAAGAUCGAAAGAUGGAAGAGCACUCCCAAGUGCACGCGAUAUUACGAAUUUAAUCCAUGAAGACAAAGACGUACCUCUAGCUUCCGUUACUCACAUGUUGAUGCAGUGGGGACAAUUCGUAGAUCACGAUUUGACAGCAACCGGACAAAGCAGAGGAUUCAAUGGUACGGUACCACGAUGCUGCUUACAGAGAGGCAUUGGUUUUCAACCACCAGAGUUUAUGCAUCCGGACUGUUUACCGAUAGCAGUAAACCCACAUGAUAGCUUUUAUGGUCUUCUGGGGGUGAGGUGUUUGGAAUUUCUCAGGAGUGGACCGGCUCCUAAGGAGAACUGCGAAUUCGGUCCGAGAGAGCAAUUGUCUCAAGUGACUAGUUAUUUGGAUGCCUCCAUGAUUUACAGCAGUAACGCCAUGCAUAGCGACAGCUUGAGACUAUUCCGAAAAGGUUUACUACAGUACGGAAGGCUACAAUCGCGAAGACUCUUGCUUCCGAAACGCGAAUCCGAUCUAUGCAAACGUGGCUCCCUAUCAACGACUUGCUUUCGUGCCGGGGAUGGCCGUCUCAGCGAGCAACCUGCCCUCACGUCUCUGCACGUUGUCUUUCUAAGAUUGCACAAUAGGAUAGCUACAGAACUGUCCGAUCUAAAUUCCCACUGGAGUGAUGAAAAACUUUUUCAAGAAACCCGAAGAAUUGUCGGCGCCAUAGUUCAGCAUAUAACUUAUCGAGAGUUCUUGCCGAUCAUUCUCGGCCCUGAAGUGAUGAAAAUUUUUGAUUUGGAAAUUCUUAAAAAAGGUUACUAUAAAGGAUACGAUCCGACCGUAAAUCCCACAGUAGCAAAUUCAUUUGCAACAGCGGCUUAUCGAUUUGGACAUUCGUUGGUCCAACGAAGUUUCGUCAGAUUCGAUAGCAAUCAUAGGCCUAUAUUUAAUAAUGUUUCAAUCCACGAAGAGUUCAGCAAACCCGCGAAUUUGGAGACAGCAGGAUCCGUUGAUCGUCUUGUGCUAGGUCUAGUGAAUCAACCGUGUCAAAGGAGAGACGAAUUCAUAACCGACGAGAUGACGAAUCACCUCUUUCAAACGCCCGCUUUCGCAUUUGGCAUGGAUCUGGCCUCUAUCAAUAUUCAGCGAGGCAGAGAUCACGGUCUGCCGCCUUACGUGCGAUGGCGUGAACCCUGCGGUUUAUCGCCGAUAAGGACUUUCGAAGAUCUCAAUAAGGUGAUGUCCCCAAACGUUGUGAGAAAAUUUAGAUCGCUCUAUUCGUCAGUGAACGAUAUCGAUCUGUUCCCGGCUGGCCUAGCAGAAAAAUCAGUAAUCGGCGGCUUGGUCGGCCCGACUUUUGCUUGCAUAAUCGGCCAGCAGUUUAGCAAUUUGCGACACGGCGAUCGAUUUUGGUACGAGAAUCCCGAAAGCGAAAGCAGCUUCACCACUGGCCAGCUGCAGCAGAUCAGGCAAGUUACUCUGGCGCAAAUAUUGUGCCACACCAUGGACGGCAUCGAAACCAUACAACCGUUCGUCUUUCUCGCGGCAGAUACGCUAAAGAAUCAACGUCUCUCUUGCGACGAUGCAGCUAUCGGACAUCUAAACCUCGAAUUUUGGGCCGAAUUUCGAAAUGCCGACAUCGACGAGUUGCAGAAGGCUAAGCGAACAACGAUCGACAUAAAUAGUGGCACCAUUUCUAGAAAGGGAGAAAACGCUAAUUCGAGAGAGAGAGUCUCCUCGAGCGAUCAGACAGAACAGGAACAGACGAAGAUCAUACCUGAGAAACCUUUUAAGACUAACAUCAAUCAGAGUAAUCGAAUCGUAGUAAAGAGACCACUUGGACGCCCGGAUAACAAUAACGUCACGAUUGUAGUGCAGAACAACGCUGUAAACGCGCCCGUUUUUGUCAACGACGGUAUUUACGGUUCGCGUAUCAGAAUACAGCAACAGCCUGUGAAAAAACAGCCGGCACAUUUCAAUCAGGCUACAAGUAAUUAUCUCGUGCACCGGCCACAAGAGAGACCCAUACCCACGACGAUUCCUCACUUGACCAGUUUUCACACCGGUAAUCCAUACAGACCUCAUGCUUAUAACGAUCCUAGUAAUCCGAAUCCGCUCGCUUAUGGAUACAGAUCGCCUAUUUCUGCACAGGAUCAUGUAUUCUAUGACAACUAUUCUCCUACUAGUCCCAGGCCAACUCUUUACACCUAUUACACGAAUGUUCAGCAGAAACCAUCUACAACCCAAUUGCCCGAUCGUGAGAUUGAUGGUUAUCUGAUUCAUCAUGGAUCCUCGUAUCACGAUUCAUUUUCAAUGCACGCCAACGAGAGACCCAACCUACCGAUGAAUCCCGGAUAUUAUUACGAAUCAAAUGAUAAGCAAACUCUAGUGCACAGACCAAAUUACGAUGAAUCUCAACUUCCAUCAAACACGCGACUGAACCAGAAAGCAAAUCAUACGUCGAACAAUUUCGAGCUGCUUCAUCAACAGAACCCGAAUGAUAAUAUACCGAAACCUGCGCUGCACUCACGACCGGACGAAAAAUUAUAUUAUCAAAAGUUGAAUUAUGAUGCACUUGUGCCUCCAGCAAACUCGCGACCAGAUUUUAGACCGAAUUAUCAAUCAUAUGACACACAAAAGCCAGGUGGUGCCGGAAAUUUACAAAUCAACGAUUUUAAUGACAGACAAAAUGAAAGUUAUCUCGCUAAUCCAAAUAAACCAUUAUAUCAAGAACAGUGGAAUUCGAAUAAUUAUCAGAAGAAACCUAGCGAGAGACCGUACGAUCAGGAUGAUCCUGAUGCAUAUCGAAAAAGACCGAACAUUAAAUUGUCAAGUUAUAGCACUGAUAAUAUUAAUCAAGCAAUCUCAACUAACAGGCCAAAUAACGAAUAUAAUUCUCAAUCUUGGAAAAAGAACUCGCCGAAUUCUGUCAAGAAUCCAAUACAAGGUGCGCUUUAUGGAUCUAUUCCAAAUUCUGGAACAACUAAUAUUCCUUCCUAUGAAAAAGGUACAACUUUUGAACUUAAAGGCUCAAGUAAUACAUCCCCUGCAAAUUAUAAUCGUUAUUCGGACACUACUCCAGUUUAUCAAAAGACGUCAACCUCUGCACAAAAUAGUUGGACGAGAGCUUCAUUCUACACGAAAGAAAGCAGUUCUCGACUUCCUCAAAGUGAGCCCUUUAAUCCGCAUACUCCUUCAUAUUAUCAGAAACUGACGAAUCACCCAGUCUAUCAGAAAAAUGAUCAAUCACAAUUGCCUUCUUACCCAAAUGAAUCGAUCGAUAGACCUCUUCCUACAGAUCCAAAGAAACAUGAUGAUUCAUAUAAAAAUCCUAGCAAAUCAUCUUUAGCUUUAGAUGAUCAAAUAUCAUCCGUCUUUUAUCAAGAUAAAGAUCAUACGACUCCAAUGUCGCAUUGGUCGGAAACUUCGACGACAAAUUUCCAAAUACACCGACAAAAAGAAAGCUUUACUCAGAAGCCAAUAAGAGUGCAAAGCGUCACAAUCGUCGACGAAGCAAUCGAAACUGUUCAUCAUCCCGGCCACUCCGGGUACAUACCUCAGCACAUUGUUACUAGCGAGGUUCCAAAACCAUUGGAGCAACAAAUAAAGAACGACGUGCCAGUUGUGAAAAAACCGGGACAAUAUUAUUACGAGAAGAACGUGCUGCAUCGAUAUCCAGACGAACCGGUUUUGAGACAAAAUCCCAAAAAUAAUUAUUAUUCGGUGGACGAAUCCAAGGAAACUCUCGUUCAAGAUCGAGGAGUGAACGUACCUGAAAAGAUCGCAAUGGAGACGUCGGUUAUCGACGACCCUGUAACAAACUCCAAAGUAAUUAAAAGCGACGAAAGUAAAUUGACAACGACAUCUACGGUCAUUAUCAAUGAUUAUGAGAAUAACGGAAGUGACACGGUAGAUGAUUCUCAACGCGCUUUCUUAGUAGAUGUCGAAAGUGUUGCACCAACUGAUAUUCCUGACAGGAUAAAUCAUUGGACAAAUCCGCAAGAAGAUUUGAAUUUAACAUCGAUGUUGGAAAUGCCCGGAAUUCCAUCCGAUGAAAUCGCAAGUGCCAGAGAAUUACCCAAGCCCAUUAAAUUGAGAAGACACACUACUUAAGAUCAUAUGCUGCUGGAUUCGUCCUCAGUACUUUUAUUUGUCAAGUGAAAUUGCGAGAAAGUUUCAAAACUCUAUCUGCUUUACUUAUUAUCGAAUGUAUGUAACUGCAUUUGUUUACCACUUGGACGGCAAGUGCAAAAUUAUUAAAUCUACAGCAUAGAAAUUAUACGCAAAGUAUUUAUUAAUAUUGUAGGCUUUCUAUUCUUAUUUAGAAAAUAUAAGUAAAUAUAUAUUAU